AUGUACAAUGAUGAUUUGGAUUCAAAAAAAUUAUUCUUAGUGGAUUGUUAUAUUCAUUAUUAUUUUUAUUUUGAUAAUUUCAGAAAAUUAUAUUAAAUUCAAAUCAUAAUAAUAUUCCAUAUCAUCAUAAUCACAGAAGGUCACCCUUACCAUAUAAUCCUUUAAGAUUUAAUAAAUUAGCAAGGGAGGAAUACUAGAAUAAUGUAUCAGUUCAUUGAUAAGGUUUAAUAAGUCUAAAUUAUGGAAGGAAGAAAUCAAGAUAGAUGGAGAUUAGAUAUUUUAGAGAAUCUGAAUUGAAAAGGUUUAAACAGUUGCAGAGAAUCAUUAUAUUAUCAAUUAGAUCAUAUUGUGCCAUAUUCAAAAAUAUUAACAAAAAUUGUUCAUUAUUGUAAUCAUUUGUCAACAUAUACAAAUCAAAUAAAGAAAAUAUAUCAAAGGAUGUUUCUCCUUAAUUAAAUUUCAAUUCUGAAUAAUUUGAUACUAUAGAUUAUGCUAUAUAUGGUUGA
This is a messenger RNA of Paramecium pentaurelia, 506 nucleotides long. NCBI's taxonomy places the organism in Eukaryota, Ciliophora, Oligohymenophorea, Peniculida, Parameciidae. The record is from the annotation of a GenBank genome assembly.